Salvia splendens (bonfire salvia) is the source of this 2416-nucleotide messenger RNA. RefSeq names its product carbonyl reductase [NADPH] 1. NCBI's taxonomy places the organism in Eukaryota, Viridiplantae, Streptophyta, Magnoliopsida, Lamiales, Lamiaceae. The record is from RefSeq and is a predicted model, not a curated record. The transcript is spliced from 5 exons. Gene Ontology annotation, molecular function: oxidoreductase activity, acting on the CH-OH group of donors, NAD or NADP as acceptor. The coding region runs from base 1093 to 2034 and encodes 313 amino acids. Gene Ontology annotation, cellular component: membrane.
UAUCAAGAAACACAAUAUGAGGAGGAGGAGGAAGAAGAAGAAAUUAGAUGGUGACAAUUGAGAGUGAUGAGUGUAUAUAUAUGUGUUAUGAAUCUCACACAAUUACACUCUUCUUUCUCUCACUCAAGGCAAGUCUAUAGAGGCAAAGGGAAGGGAUGGGUGACUCCAAUAAAUCCACAAAUUGAAAAUCUAUCUAACAGAUCUUGAUUAUAUUAAUCACAUUUUCACUAAUGAAAAUGCUAGAAAUAUAGGAUACAGUUCCUGUGAAAUGUUGAUACCAUAUCUAAUGCUACCACAGUUCCUUAGGCAUUUCUUUUUGGUGAAUAAAGUAAGAGAGCAUAAAGUAUAGGAGAUGAAGAGAAAAUAAAGUAAGAGAAAAUAAUACAUUUUGUCAAAAAUAAAAAUGACUCAAUUAAUUUAGAACUUCCUAAAAUAAAAAAAUGACUCAAUUAACAUGAAACGGAGGGAGUACUAUUGUUGUACUAUUGUUUAAGAAAAUUACUCCAUAAAAUAGAUAAAGAUGAAAAAUACCCCCUCUGUCCGGGAAAUAAUGUCUCAUUUUGCUAUUUUGGGAUGUCGGUGAUUUAAAGCUUCAUUUGCUCUCUUUUUUUCAUUUUAGAUAAGAGGACUCACAAUUCACCUAAUUUAAUACAAUCACAUUCUAUUAUAAAAUCAAUAUAUAAAAAUGGAGUCUACUUUCUACUAACUCAUUUCCCCUAUUUUCUUCAUCAGUUAAACAAUUUCUUAAAGUUUGUAAUGAAUUAAAAUGGGACUAAAAAUGGUAAGAUAUAUAAAUAGAUCGAUGAAUAGUAGUGAAUAGAAAGAUAACGAAGUUAAAUUAAAAACAUUUGAACAGUCCAUAUACAAAGAAGAUUACAAUACAAUAAUCAAUUUACAAUUUAUGAUGUUAAUAUUAGAAAUGAGUUGCCACGUGGCAUGUGAUUGUUCAAACAUGAGAUGAGACCCGAGUUUGGCUCCCUCCAAUUUUCCCGGGAAACAACACAAAUACCAUAUUUUCUCCAUUUCUCUCUCUACGCACAUAACUCAAAGAAGUAAAAAGCAGAAAACGAGAAUCGAUCUCCAGUGGUUAUUAUGGAUAAAAAAGAAAAGGCAAAAGAGAAAAAGGAAAAGAGGCGCCAAGAGAUCUCUCUCCUCCGCACCAUCCCUUACUGCGAUCAUCAAAGAUGGUGGACCUCGGAAACUAUAGCUGUGGUGACGGGUGCGAAUAGGGGGAUCGGGUUUGAGAUCGUGCACCAGCUCGCGUUGCACGGGAUCACAGUCAUUCUCACGUCACGCGAGACGGGCGUUGGACAAGAAGCAGCAAAGGUGUUGCAGGAAGGAGGUUUGAAUGUAGUGUUUCACCAACUGGACAUCGUUGACCCUCCAUCAAUUGAAUCCUUUGUUCAAUGGGUCAAAGAAGAAUAUGGUGGUGUGGAUGUAUUGAUAAACAAUGCUGGAGUGAAUUACAAUGCUGGAUCAGAUAACUCUGUGGAAAAUGCUGAACAAGUUAUCCAGACCAACUAUUAUGGAACCAAAAAUAUGAUUAAGGCAAUGGUUCCUCUUAUGAGGCCUUCGGAACCUGGUGCUCGGAUUGUUAAUGUCAGUUCCAAAUUGGGAAGAUUGAGUGGCCGUAGAAAUAGGAUUGAAAACGCUGAAAUAAGAAAAAAGCUAGAAAACGACGAGUUGCUAUCUGAGGAAUUGAUUGAUGAAGUGAUGAGUACCUUCUUGAAACAAGCAGAGGAUGGGACUUGGAAAGAAGGUGGCUGGCCUCAUGUAUUCACAGACUAUUCUUUGUCUAAACUGGCGGUUAACACUUACACGAGGCUGAUGGCGAGGGAGUUUGCUAGUCGUCCAGAAGGCGAAAAGAUAUACAUCAAUUGCUACUGCCCCGGGUGGGUGAGGACCGCUAUGACUAGUUGGGCCGGGCACAUUAGCAUUGAGGAAGGGGCUGACACUGCAGUGUGGCUGGCCUUGCUUCCCGAUCAUUUUGUGACUGGAAAGUUCUUCUCCGAGAGGCGUGAGAUCAAUUUCUGAGGCACAAGAUGGUGUUCUGUGAACCACAUUUCUGUUGCACCAGUUUCCAAGUUUAGUAUUCAGGGAAACAGGCAACAUAGGAGUGGAAUUUUGCUGGCUGGUUUGAUUAUGGGAAGAGCUGGGAGAAGAAGCAAGAGCAACAUUGUUUAUCUGCAUCUUUUCUGCUCUUCUUACUAUUGAAAUCAAGAUUCCUUUGCAUCAGUAGACUUAGAACUGGUAGCUUUUGUUUUCUGAUUUUGAUGCAGGAACAACAGUCAAUUACAACAAGGGAAACAUGUCAUUUUUUGUGUUAUGUUUUUGAUACUGAUAUUUUGUUUUGCAUUUUGAUACGCUCAAAUUUGAAAUUUGUCAAAACAAAUUUAUUGAGGUUUUAUUUUGGUGA